Messenger RNA from Sitophilus oryzae (rice weevil), 1298 nucleotides. RefSeq names its product probable Golgi SNAP receptor complex member 2 (gene Membrin). The record is from RefSeq and is a predicted model, not a curated record. NCBI's taxonomy places the organism in Eukaryota, Metazoa, Arthropoda, Insecta, Coleoptera, Curculionidae. Gene Ontology annotation, molecular function: SNAP receptor activity; SNARE binding. Bases 177 to 818 code for a protein of 213 amino acids. Gene Ontology annotation, biological process: vesicle fusion; vesicle-mediated transport. The transcript is spliced from 2 exons. Gene Ontology annotation, cellular component: ER to Golgi transport vesicle membrane; Golgi apparatus; late endosome membrane.
CCGUUUUUUUAUUAAUCUUUGGGGUUAUAACCUUAAAUAAUAAACAAAAUAUUUACACGUCGAUAAUUUUGUAAUUAAUUUCCAUAAAAUGAUAUCCAGAUAUUUUUAAGAGUACUUCUUUAUUAUAAAACGUCCGUAAUAUAUUUGCAUUAACCAUUUUUCCAAUAUUUUAUAACAUGGAUACACUGUAUAAUCAAACAAACAAGCUAAUUCAGCAAACACAACAAAGAUUUCAAGUUCUUGAAGGAAAUGUUCUUGGUAGAGAUCCAAUAGAAGUUGAAGCAGAUAUUGCUGAAAAUAUCAAACAUAUUAAUAGUAAUUGUGAGAAGCUAGACUUGUAUAUUUACAAAUUACCAAUCGACCAGCGUCAAAGUGUAAAGAUGAGAAGUGAUCAACUGAAAUAUGAUUGCAAACAUCUUCAAGCUGCUUUAGAUGCGGCCAAACAACGACGAAUACGUCGUGAGCUCGCUGCAAGUGAAAGAGAACAGUUAUUAAAUAGACGUUUUGCACCAAACCCAGAUCUAACUACUAUAAAUAUUGAUUAUUCUAUUCAACAACAACAUUCCCUACAUAAUGCUCACCAAGGUGUCGAUGAAAUGUUAUAUACUGGAACUACUACUUUAGAAUCUUUGAGAUCCCAACAUAUGACUUUAAAAGGAGCUCAUAGGAGAAUAAUAGAUAUGGCCAAUACAUUAGGACUAAGCAAUCAUACAAUGAGGCUUAUUGAGAAAAGAGUGUCACAAGAUAAAGUGAUUUUUGUGAUAGGAGUUGUAGUUACAUUAUUUGUAAUUAUUCUUGUUAUAAUAUACUUAACAUAAAUCAUCCGUAGUUCAAUUAAAAAAGGUGAUCAUCAUACCGAAUGUUCUAACAGAUUAAAAAAAUCUUGAUGUAAGAUGAAACCCAUAUACUUUAUUCAAGUUGAUUAAAUAGAAGAAUGUCAAUCGACACAUUUAAAUAUGGAUUAUCUAUAUUUUGCGAAUAAAAAUAUUUUGAUGCAUUAUAACCGUAUGAUUGAAAAAAAACAGCAUCCAGUUAGGUUUUAGAGUCCAUUGAUGAUAUUUCCUAUAUAAUUUUACAUAUAACUGCAAUUUUCAUUUCAAUGUCAUUGCUGACACCGUUUUCUUAUCACAUCUAUACCAUAUUAUCAUUUUAUAUGGGAAAUGCAAUCAAUUAAUUCCAAGCCAUCUUGAUGCCAUGUAUUUUCACUUAUUCGGUAUUAAUAUUUAUUUUAUAUACAUACAUGCUGACAUGGGUUUGUUUAAAAGUAUAAACAAAAAUAAACAUAAUUUAUGCAUUUU